GGGGCAGCAAUUGGGCCUAAUUAGUCAAAAAGUUAUAGAAUGGGCAUUAAUAAGUCGAAAGGCUGUCCAAUUUCAUCUAGUUGACAUGACACCCAAAAUAUGCAUGUCCUCAAGCCCCGAAUCCCCAAACAAUGUCAUAAAGAAGUGAGAUCCAGGGUGUCUUCCACAUGCAAACAAAACAGAUUAUUAGCAAUACAAUUGAAGACAUUGUAAAACUGAACAAGUCAAAAGACCAUAUAUCAGAAGCUACAAGAGAUAAAACAUACCAUUCUAAAUUUACUAACUUCCAUCUGGUUGUGGGUUGGCCUAAAUUCCCACCAGUAAAAUCUAUCAAAAUAGAACCUUCAGUGUUGAAAGCUCAUAAAAUGCAGAGCUAAUGUUCAGUGUUAUAACAACUGUCAAGCUAGUUCGAGUUAUCCUAAGGAGAAGGGAAUCUCUGUUCUCAUCCUUGUAUUAAAAUGAUGAAGAUCCCAGAUUUGAGGAUAAAAUAGAGAAGUUUGGUAUCUUACAAACUUAGGUGUUCUAACCAGGGAGAUGCAGCCCCUCCCAAGGUGUGUCUAAUCUUGUCCUCUUUAUUUUCCCUUGCUCUAGAGGGAAAUUUCAAUCAGGAUUCCAUAAGCUGUUCAUGCUUCAUGUUUCAUCUUUCAACUAUAAAUGAACAAUGGAAGAAAGUGAGUAUGGUUGGCCAAGCAAAAUGCAAAUGAAGUUCAACGGCAUAG
Rubroshorea leprosula is the source of this 719-nucleotide messenger RNA. Lineage: Eukaryota; Viridiplantae; Streptophyta; Magnoliopsida; Malvales; Dipterocarpaceae. The record is from the annotation of a GenBank genome assembly.